UUUUUUUUUUAAAUCAGAGUAACACCAACGAGGAGGGGAACACCCACUGACACCAAAUGGCUCUAGACACCUCCCCACCGGGAAAAGCAGAAGGAGACACACGCUCUCCGCCAGCGUCCGCUAGCCACGUGCGGGAGGAGGGGCCGCCUUCUGGUUGGCGCCCCGGGGGGCUCUGUCCCUCCAAUCGGCAUAGGCCCCGCGGUGGGGGCGCGGGGCACGCUCCGGGAGGGGGGCGGGGCCGUCGACCUGUCCAUCACCGAGUCCGCGGGUGGCAGCACCUACUACCCCGCCGUACCUUGUCCAGGCGGGGCCCGGGCGGGCAGGCCGCGGCCGGGGGAGGCGGGGCCAGGUCCGCGGGAGCCAAUCCGCCGGGCGGCGCGAGGGGGCGGGGGCGGGGUCGCCGCGCGCGACCCAAACACACGGGCCCAGGCGCACCCUGGAGCCGCGCUGCUCCUCGGCCUUCCGGUGCUGGGGCCCGGGAAUCUCCUCCCCUGUCAGACACCCCCCUCCUCCGUAGCCCAGCUCCCCCUGCCCCUCCCUCACGGGGACAGCGAGGCGACGGUUGCCGGGAAGCGUGCGCCGCCCCUCCCUCCCCUUCCCAGUCCUCCCCUCACGCGCCACCCGUUUUUCCUCUUUCUCCGUUAAUAACAGCUGGGUGGCUGGGGGCGGGGGGAAGGUGGCACCGGCGGAGUCUGGGCGGGCGCCUCCCACUCACCCGCGAGCCGCCGUGGGAGCUAGAGGAUGGCGGCGGUAGCGGCGGCCACCCGGGAGGAGGCGGUGCCGAGGCCCCGGGCGCAGAGCGCGGCGGCAGAGAGCGGCAGCGGCCCGUCGUCGGGCACCAGAACCGAAACCAGCGGCAGCCGCACAGCCACCUGAGCCACCCCUUCCCGCCGGAGCCAGCGAGCCGCGCCCGCAGUUGGGCCCUCUUUCCUCUCCGCCUCUCCUCGUCUCUCGCGCCCCCGUCAGGCCGCCGGCCUUUCCCGCCGCCCCCGAGAAGAAGAGCUCGCCGGGCGCCGACCGCCCCUCGGGGCGCCUGGCGGCGGCCCUGGACGUGCGGGGGCCUUUCUGGGCCGGCCGCGGCGCCUCGGCCCUGCCCUUUCGCUCCUGCGCUCGCUCCCGCCCUCCCCGCGCUCGGAGCGCUGCGCGCGGGCCCGGCCCGGGGCAGGGCGGACAUGGGCGCCAAGCAGAGCGGCCCGGCCGCUGCUAACGGCCGCACCCGCGCGUACUCGGGCUCGGAUCUACCUUCCAGCAGCAGCGGAGGGGCCAACGGGACCGCAGGCGGCGGCGGCGGGGCUCGGGCCGCGGCCGCUGGGAGGUUUCCGGCUCAGGUGCCCGGCGCGCAGCAGCCCAGCGCCUCAGGCGGCGCCGCGGCGGCCUCGGCAGCCCCGGCGGCCCCGCGCAGCCGCUCCCUCGGCGGGGCCGUGGGGAGUGUGGCGUCGGGUGCCCGCGCCGCGCAGUCCUCCUUCAACAUCCCCAACAGCAGCAGCGGCCCGUACGGCUCGCAGGACUCGGUGCACAGCAGCCCCGAGGACGGCGGCGGCAGCAGGGACCGGCCGGCGGGCGGGGGCCCCGGCGGGCCGCGCCUGGUGAUCGGCUCCUUACCAGCUCACCUCUCGCCGCACAUGUUUGGAGGAUUUAAGUGCCCUGUAUGCUCAAAAUUUGUACCCUCAGAUGAAAUGGAUUUGCAUCUCGUGAUGUGUUUAACAAAGCCAAGAAUAACCUAUAAUGAGGAUGUACUGAGUAAAGAUGCUGGGGAAUGUGCAAUAUGCCUUGAAGAAUUGCAACAGGGAGAUACCAUAGCACGACUGCCUUGUCUAUGCAUAUAUCAUAAAGGCUGCAUAGAUGAAUGGUUUGAAGUAAAUAGAUCCUGCCCUGAGCACCCUUCAGAUUAAGCAUCAGAUUCCUGUUUUAUAGGUUUUCUUGUCUUUUCAAGAUGCUUGAAAAACUGAGAGGAUAUGAAGACAUGUCUCUGGAGAAACAAAAACACAGGGAUACUCAGCCAGAAAUCUGAGUUUUGUGAGACUUGGUAAUACAGAGAUGGACAAUCAUACAGGAAGAAAGCCCUGCUGCAGAGAGGACAGUUAUCACAGAACUCAGUGUACCAAACAUGCAUAUCAAGGACACACAGGGAUUUUGAAAAUGCUGCACAUCCCUUAUUAGUCAUCUACAUAGGUAAUACUGAUAAAUGUUUUGUAUUCAGACGCCAAAGUUAACUGAUUUAAAAGUUGAUUUACUUUUUAUUAAGUUCUCUAGAGCUGUGCAACUAGUUCUGUUUUGAUUUGUUUUGCCUUUUAGUUUGGGGUCUCUUUAUUUUCCCCAACAUAAUGUUUCUGCAUUCAUCUAUUCUUAAAUUGAAAAACCACAUAAUUUACUUCUUAUAAACUAAAGUCUUAAAUGUGAAACCAAGAAAUGUAAUCAAGCAGUAAAAACAUUCUCUGAAUGUAGACCAUGAUCUGAAGUUCUUCCAUUUUUUCCCCCUAAGAGUGGAAAAUAGACUUCUACAUAGGAAAGCUAAAAUAUGCUAAUAUUUUUAAAUUAAAGGUUUAAUAUUAUCAGAAUGCAGUCCAAAGAAUAAAUCAAGUUACAUAAUUACAUUUUAAUUAAUUAAAUAUAGAAUUGUCUACUGAAUUGCAGUUUAUUAAAUAUAUUGUUUCCUCUUAAAUAAAACUGCUCAAUAUUUAAUCAGCAGUGCAUCAUCUUGGAGCUAUGCAACUUUUGAAAAAAUACAAAUUACCAAUUUUAAGUGUUGCCAGCUACAAUAACUUUGUUUUAACGGGUAUUUUUUGUUUGUUCUUUUCAUGUAAUUAUUUUCUUGUGCUUUGCAUCUCCAGGCAGUUUUCCCUCAUUCGGGUAGAAUGUUUAGCAAGUUGUAAACUUAAUAACUUUAGAAAAGGAUAAAAUAAAAAUUUUUGGAGUGGAACUUGGAAUAAUUUGAGGGAGAUUUUAUAUACUUUUAAAAAUCAGAAUUUAAUUGGGAUUCCAGAUUUAUAGCAAUUUGCAUCUUUAAUUUUCCAGAAAAUCUGGAGGUUAGCAUUUGAUAAAUGAUUUUUUUCAAAGCAAAUAUGAAGAUUUUGUUAAUUUAUAAUUUAUUAAUGUGUUAUUACUGUAAUUGAAAAUGUUAUAUAGAGAGUUUUAAAUUCAGUUUUGUGUAGAAAGAAAUGUAUUAAGUAAAAUUAUGUGAAUAAAUAUUCCCACAAAAUACAUCUGAAUGGUUAAAAAUACUGGAAGAGAGCUGUCAGGACUACAAUAGUGAAUGUCUUUUUUUUUUUUAAUAUGAAAAAAUACUGAUAAGUAGAUUUUGUCUUUUCAACAUAGGGAAAAUGUUAUCAGUGAAUAUUUAGGUAGUGCACUUUACUUGGUAUAAUUGAAAGUUGCACAAAACUGUUUCCUUUUUUGAAGCUUUCUUUAAUGUAUUUAAAAUUUUGCUUUUUUAUUUAAUGCUGCUACUGUUAGUCUUCUCUAAUUUUUUUUCCCUAUUCUAUUGCUUCUGUUUCAUAUUUUUUUAAAAGGGCAAGUACAGGAGCAACUGCUGCUACCCAGAAAAAUUUGUGUAUUAUAAAUAAUUAAAAGAGUUUUUAAUUGCUUUCUGUGUGAUUCUAGAUCAGAUAACAUUUUCUCUAAAGUUACGCUGUGAAAUGCCUUUUGUUAUGCUGCAAUUGCUAAAAGAAUCCAAAACCUCCAUUGUGACAGCUGACAGCACAGUUUCAUAGGUGCUUUUUAACCAGUUAUGGAAAAUAUUCUUCCCUCAAGGGAAAUAUUGGAAAAAAUUUUUCUAUUAAUAUGAAAUCUUAAUUUGAAUUUAUUUUAUUUCAUAUUUUCAAUUUUGUAAGCUUUCAUUCCCUCCUGCACAAUCCCCUCAAGUAAAACCUCUUAGAAUGUGAAUAAUUGAUUUGUUUUCUAUUACUGGUAUAUUGUGAUAAGAAUUAUUUUGUCUUCCAUUCUUAAAGGAAGAGAUUCAAUACAGCUGUGGUAAUUAACUGUAUUCCUCUGAAAGUUGAUUUUCAAUAUAGUUUACUUGUUAACUUUACUUUUUAAACUAUAUUGGCUUAUGGUCACGUUUUCUUCUUUACCCUGUACCAUGCUCUCACAGUCCUGCUAAUUUAGCUUCUGUUUGUGUUAGGGUCUGUGCUGCAGCUGCUACAAUAGAUACUCCCGUGAUUUUAAAGAAAGUUCAGUGUUUGCCAUUGUCAAGUGCUACUUGAUUAUUGUAUUUGUCUAGAACAGUAUUUACUUAAAUCCAUUUAUAGAAAUGCCUUUUUUGUUAAAAUUUACAAAAGUUGGCAUUUUUACUUUAAAUUUUGUCUCCAUCAGUGACUUCCUGAAAAGAACAAUUUAGAAAUUGAAAAAAAGAAAGUGUUUUUAAAGCCCAAAUGCUCCAGUUUCUAUUCAAAGUCAAGGUCAUUAUUCUGGAAAAUAUUAUAAGUGAUAUUUUAUAUAAUAUCACUUAUAGUAUUUGUGAAUCUAUAUGCAAACACUGAAUAGUGUAAGUAGGACAUAAAAUCACAUUAGAUGCUUAAACAUUGAGCUGAAGCUACUGAUAAUGAAAUAUUAUGAGGACAUGAUGAAGAUCAAAAGCCUAGGCUAUCAAGUUGGUGGUUAUAGCUUUCUAGAAUCUUUGUAAAUACUCAUCUUCAAAUAAGAUCACAGUGCGUAUAUAGAGAGCAAUAUGUUCUGAAAUUUCACUUUAGUGCCAGUCUUUGUCCAUGAUGAAUUUAUUGCCAAUUUUGAUUCCUCAUCUUACUUUGAUCUGGCUUUUUUUUUCUUGCCAGAAUGUUUAACAGAAAGUAAAAUUAUUCUGUUUUACUUUCUGCCAGAGAAAUAGACUAAGCAUAGUCUUAAUAUAUGUUUUUCAGAUCUGAUUACAAAUCAGAUUAUAGGUUGUAUUUUAAGAGCGAUGUUGUGAUUGAAAUAUAAAUAAUGGCUUCUAUAACUGAUUUUUUGUGAUAGCAAAACAAUAUUAAAAAGGUCAUAUUAUAUAAUAUAUAGGUUUUGGUUUCAUAGUGCGAGUCUUAUAUUUCUUUUAUUAAAUAAAUGUUAUACAAUUACUUCAAUUUUCACCCACAAGACACUUUACUAUUACAGAACGUAGCCCCAAAAUGAAUGAGGAGAGAUACCCUCAGUAUGUCUGCAGUAUGUAUUUCAAAGAUUUUAGUUUGAAUGAGUUAAUAAAAAAAAAAGGCAGAUUCCUUUUCAAAACUUGUUUGACUCAGCUGUAUUUUUAAAUUUGGCUAUAGGGAAGUUUAAGAGCAAUCAUUUAAAUUAAUUUCUUAUAGCAAGGUAUAGGGGUAUUCUUUUAAAUGAAAAAGACUGUAAAUUCAAUGUAAAUAUUACCUUACUUUAUGUACUAACUUGGAGAGUAGAAGAGGGAAUUUUCCCAAUAAGAAGCUACAUUUGAAAACAGCAUGACACUUGGGUUUUUUUUUAAUUCAAGAAUAAUCAAAUUUAUCAUCUAGUUGACCUCUGCAACUAUGCAUUGAUAACAAUAUCUAAAUCAUCUUAUUCUUUCACAGAUAAAGUUUCCAUAUAAAUCAGAUUGUUGGGAACUAUGUAAAACUAUAUAGAAGUAAAUGAUGCUUAUUAAAUAUGAGUAAGUUUGUUACAUGCUAGAAGUCUUCUAGUUCAUCUGGGCCAUUUUCUUGCAAUUUUGAUUUAUCCUAAGGUGAAUUCAGUAUAUAUUGCCAAUGAGUGGUUAAAUGUGAGGUACCCUUAUUCAGUGUCUCUUGUUCUUGUACAGAUAUUUUCUUAGUUUAAAAAAAAAUUCUAGCAUGGCAAUAUUUUGUCUUCGGCCCAUCCCUUUUUAUCCUGAAGUAUAUAACUUCUGAUUUUUUUCUUGGCUGUGUUGUGAAUAACAGUACUUAAAUUAUCUGUUUUACUGUCUAAUUGUUUUUCUACCUAGAUCUUUUCAUUCUCUAACUAAAUUGCUGCUUGGUUUUCUUUAGAGGAAAUUGCUACUUGGUAUACCCCUAGUAGUAACUCAUAUUCAAGAACAGCUGGUAAAACUUUUUUGGUAGUAAUUUAUCCAAACAAUACUUUGAAUACCAUAUUCUGUGAAUGCUACACUUAGCUAAGAAACUGAAAAGUCUUUUUCAAUCACAGAAUUACUGUAUUAAAUGGGAAAUAUAUGGUCUCCUAAGUCAGCUGAUUCUCUGUGGAAAGUGAAAGACGUUGAAGAAAGCCAGAUAUGUUAUAAUAAUAUUUAGUUUUAGUUGAAAAUGCAACAUUACUGUAUUUAGGAGAGUUGGUUUAUUUUGAGAUAUUUAAUCUAUCAUUAAUUUUAGAUAAAUAAGAUAGAUUUUUGGUUGCUUGUUUAUAGAGAGGCAAAGAAAAGUAUGCUAUAAACUAAAGAAUAGUAUGGUAUAAACUGACAUCCCAGAAAUAAAUGAAAAAAUUUUAAAUGAAACUGCAGUAUCUGUUAACCAAUAUUGUGUUUCUUAGUUCUGCCCUGGACCGCGAGGCACCUGUCAAGACCCCUAGUCUUGGCACCAGAAACGACUGUUUUCCUAUUACUAAAUUCUUAUGCCUUUUUGCUGAUUUGAUAGGUUGAAAUUGAUAGGUACUUAUGAUUUAUGUUUGGUAAACUUAACACUUCUGCCUGUAUCCUCUUUUCAGUAAACCUGGUACCAGAAUCUCAAAAAAGUUUCAUUAUUAGUCAACAUCAUUUUGAGUACCUGUUAGCAGACCCUAUAAGGAGAUAAAAAGAGAUUUCGGAAUUUGAUGAUGAUCUUGAUCUUUAUUACCCCAGUUCAUUACAUUUUAUUUCUUUGUGAUAACAUUUAUGUGGGUUUCAUUGAAAAUCACGGUAACAAUAGAUAUUUACCUCUGUUGCUUUAUUCAUGGUCUCUACAACUUUCUGUAACACCUCUUAAUUUCUUCUAUUAGAAAGUGUUUUCCUGUUAAAUAAGGUAUCAAAAGCAUCAAUCACAAGAAAUAGAGAAAACCUUGUAGGAGUAACUUGUAUUAGUAUAUUCUAAGCUAAAAUGGAACAAUUCGUUAUUGAUAUUUUAAUAAAUAAAUCUUCCAAAUGAUAUUGCUAUAUUAUCCCGUUAUUUAGAAAUGGGAAAAAAAAAGUAGAAUGCUUUCAGGGAAAUUUGUCAUAUCCUCCUUUAUGUCUAGAAAUUGACAAUAUAUUACAAUAAAACUGAGAAAUAUC
Molecule: messenger RNA, 7150 nt
Organism: Microcebus murinus (gray mouse lemur)
Lineage: Eukaryota; Metazoa; Chordata; Mammalia; Primates; Cheirogaleidae
Gene: ZNRF2
Product: zinc and ring finger 2
Biological process (GO): proteasome-mediated ubiquitin-dependent protein catabolic process; protein K48-linked ubiquitination
Cellular component (GO): intracellular membrane-bounded organelle; cytoplasm; membrane
Molecular function (GO): ubiquitin protein ligase activity
Source: RefSeq, a predicted model, not a curated record